Messenger RNA from Pleurotus ostreatus (oyster mushroom), 879 nucleotides. It is a transcript of the gene CAP1, whose product is annotated as F-actin-capping protein subunit alpha. The transcript has 8 exons. Gene Ontology annotation, biological process: barbed-end actin filament capping; actin cytoskeleton organization. The record is from RefSeq and is a predicted model, not a curated record. NCBI's taxonomy places the organism in Eukaryota, Fungi, Basidiomycota, Agaricomycetes, Agaricales, Pleurotaceae. Gene Ontology annotation, cellular component: F-actin capping protein complex; actin cortical patch. Bases 1 to 879 code for a protein of 292 amino acids. Gene Ontology annotation, molecular function: actin filament binding.
AUGGAUUCCUCAGAACGUAUUCAAAUCGCCUCUAACUUCCUUCUUCAAUCGCCUCCUGGAGAGAUCAACGACGUUUUGAACGAUGUAAGGGUGAUCAUCUCAGACGACGAAUCGCUCCAGGAAGGAGUUCUUCCAGCUCUCAGAGAGUACAAUCUCGCGCAGUUCAUCGUUGCAGACGUUCCUGGGACCAAACACCAAUCGAUCGUCAGCACUGCUGCUCGAGCCCCUCCAUCGGAGUCGGAUUCGGAGGCAAGUAAGGAUAGAUUCCUAGACCCACGAUCCAAGACCAGCUUUGCUUUCGACCACAUAACGUUGGAGGCCUCCGAUCCGCAGACGUACGAACCUGAUGCCGAAUCAGAACCCCUUCGGGGCGCGCUUGAAACAUCUACGCUAUCCUAUCUGGCCGCCCACUACCUGGAAGGGGUAGGCUGUGUCUACGCAGUGCCAGACAGCCCAGACAUGGUGAUACAAAUUGUAGCGAAUAAGUACAACCCUACAAAUUACUGGUCUGGGAGAUGGCGAUCGGAAUACAAGGUAGCAGUUCAAGCGGGCACUCUGAGCGGGAGAAUUCUUGCAAAUGUUCAUUACUAUGAGCAAGGCAACGUCCAACUCGCGAGCGAGCAUAACGUAGAAAUCACGCUUCCCACUGGCUCUCGACCACCUGCCGACCUCGCGUCAAAAGUGCUUGCGCUCAUCGCCGACGAGGAGGGCAAGUAUCAGACAUCCUUGAACGAUACAUAUCAGGAGAUGGGCGAGAAGACGUUUAAAGCCCUUCGACGUGCCCUACCCCUUACUCGACAGAAGAUCGACUGGGAUAAGGUACUUGGGUACAAACUUGGUGCUGAGCUAGCAUCCAAUAAGGCUGGCUUUGCAUCUUAA